AUUUUCGGCGGCGGGAGCGGCGGAGCAGCAGCGGAGCGGAGCAGGCGGGCGCGGGGCGGCGGCUGCGGGGAGGAGCCGCAGGGGACAGCGCUCGCGGGCGGCCGAGGAUGCUGCGGGGCGGCCGCGCCGGGGCCCCUCGUUCGUGACCGCGGCGUCGCGUCUGAGGCAGCCGAGGCUGCGGGCCCCGCGCGGUCCUGCUCCGCGCACGCGCCCCGCGACCUCUCGGAGCUGACAGCGCGAGCGCGCGGCCCCGCGGGAGCAGCACGACGGACCUAGUCCUUCUCCUGCUACUCUGGUUGUUCCCAUGUUCCUUUGCUGGUUUUCUUCCUUCUUCCAACUGUGACCACUUCUCAAGGCUUUUUCUGAAUGUACGACAACAUGUCCACGAUGGUGUAUAUAAAGGAAGACAAGUUGGAGAAGCUGACACAGGAUGAGAUUAUUUCUAAGACAAAGCAAGUGAUUCAGGGGCUGGAAGCUCUGAAGAACGAGCACAAUUCCAUCUUACAAAGUUUACUUGAGACACUGAAGUGUUUGAAGAAAGAUGAUGAAAGUAAUCUGGUGGAAGAAAAAUCAAACAUGAUCCGAAAGUCUCUGGAAAUGUUGGAGCUUGGCCUGAGUGAGGCACAGGUUAUGAUGGCUCUGUCCAACCACCUGAACGCUGUGGAGUCCGAGAAGCAGAAACUGCGCGCACAGGUUCGUCGGCUGUGCCAGGAGAAUCAGUGGCUGCGGGACGAGCUGGCCAACACGCAGCAGAAGCUGCAGAAGAGCGAGCAGUCCGUGGCUCAGCUGGAGGAGGAGAAGAAGCACCUGGAGUUCAUGAAUCAGUUAAAGAAAUACGAUGACGACAUCUCCCCAUCCGAGGACAAAGACACUGAUUCCACCAAAGAGCCUCUGGAUGACCUUUUCCCAAAUGAUGACGACGAUCCCGGUCAAGGAAUCCAGCAGCAGCACAGCAGUGCGGCGGCGGCCGCACAGCAGGGCGGCUACGAGAUCCCGGCGCGGCUGCGCACGCUCCACAACCUGGUCAUCCAGUACGCCUCGCAGGGGCGCUACGAGGUGGCUGUGCCGCUCUGCAAGCAGGCCCUGGAGGACCUGGAGAAGACGUCCGGCCACGACCACCCGGAUGUGGCCACCAUGCUGAACAUCCUGGCCUUGGUGUACAGAGACCAGAAUAAAUACAAAGAUGCCGCUAAUCUGCUGAACGAUGCCUUGGCUAUCCGCGAGAAGACUUUGGGCAAAGAUCAUCCUGCGGUGGCGGCGACUCUGAAUAACCUUGCGGUGCUUUACGGCAAGAGAGGGAAGUACAAGGAGGCCGAACCGCUGUGUAAGAGAGCGCUGGAGAUCCGAGAGAAGGUUUUGGGAAAGGAUCACCCCGAUGUUGCCAAGCAGUUAAAUAACUUGGCCUUACUGUGCCAGAAUCAGGGCAAGUACGAGGAAGUAGAAUAUUAUUAUCAAAGAGCCCUUGAGAUCUACCAAACAAAACUGGGGCCUGAUGACCCCAAUGUGGCCAAAACAAAAAAUAACCUGGCAUCCUGCUAUCUGAAGCAAGGAAAAUUCAAGCAAGCAGAAACACUGUACAAAGAGAUUCUCACUCGUGCACACGAAAGGGAGUUUGGCUCUGUAGAUGAUGAAAAUAAACCCAUUUGGAUGCACGCUGAAGAAAGAGAAGAAAGCAAAGGAAAGCAAAAGGACGGGACAUCUUUUGGAGAGUAUGGCGGCUGGUACAAAGCCUGCAAAGUUGAUAGUCCAACUGUUACAACUACUUUGAAAAACCUCGGGGCACUUUACAGACGUCAAGGCAAGUUUGAGGCUGCAGAGACAUUGGAGGAAGCCGCCAUGAGGUCCCGUAAACAGGGUCUUGACAAUGUUCACAAACAGAGAGUAGCCGAAGUGCUGAAUGACCCCGAGAACAUGGAGAAGCGGAGGAGCCGGGAGAGUCUGAACGUGGACGUGGUCAAGUACGAGAGCGGCCCUGACGGAGGGGAGGAAGUGAGUAUGAGCGUAGAGUGGAACGGGGACGGCACGGGAUCUUUAAAGCGCAGUGGCUCCUUUAGCAAACUCCGGGCUUCAAUUAGACGCAGCAGUGAGAAGCUGGUUAGGAAGCUGAAGGGAGGAAGCUCUCGAGAGAGUGACCCAAAGAACCCCGGCAUGAAGCGGGCCAGUUCCCUGAAUGUCCUUAACGUGGGUGGCAAGGCUGCUGAAGACCAUUUCCAAGAACGAAAUACUUGUCUGGCGGACUCGCGAGCUCUGAGCGCCAGCCACACUGACCUGGCCCACUGAGGGCCGAGGCAGAGCUAGCUAGAACCCCCGAGACUAACGAAGCACUGAGGCCCGCGGGCUUUGCCACGCCCCUACCCACUCAGCAGGGCCCCCCGCUCCGGGGUUGCUUCCUUUUCUAGCUAGUGCUGUCCGCCGCCUCUUGGAGGUUUGCCCCGAAUUCUGUUAAGCUGUCGGUGCUACUAGCGACCAAGAGGGGCCGAAGUGUGAGCGUGAGACCGGCCGGGCGCAGAGGCCCGCGGAGGCCCGCGCAAGUGGCUGCAGCUCGUUGGGAACCAGCCGCUGCUCCCGGGACACUUGUACUCUCUGCCACUACACCAGGAUCGGUUGUAAAUGUUCACACUGUAUUAAGGCUGUAAAUUCAGGCUCUGGAACGUCGCACUGCACCCUUCUACACUAUGCAUCUGAUGGCCUCUGGCAGCGCCCCCGGGAUU
Lontra canadensis (Northern American river otter) is the source of this 2711-nucleotide messenger RNA. It is a transcript of the gene KLC1, whose product is annotated as kinesin light chain 1. Gene Ontology annotation, cellular component: membrane-bounded organelle; cytoplasm; kinesin complex. Gene Ontology annotation, biological process: axo-dendritic transport. Lineage: Eukaryota; Metazoa; Chordata; Mammalia; Carnivora; Mustelidae. The record is from RefSeq and is a predicted model, not a curated record. The coding region runs from base 367 to 2280 and encodes 637 amino acids. The transcript has 17 exons. Gene Ontology annotation, molecular function: kinesin binding.